CGACGUCGUCGUUGACGUCGUCGCAUCGUUUGUCGUGCUUUAUAGCAUUUGGCCACUCAGAAGUCGUUCACACACAGUUCAGUUCAGAAUCGCUGCCAGCGUCGUCGUGGUCGGUUAUUCCAGUCGGCAACGAUAUCGGGCUGCGCAUAAUUUUUCUAUUCAUCGCGAGCAGCGUUCGGCGCGUCGUCGCGUACGCGCAAAACGUUUAACGGCAAAUAAUACAAGUGGUUUGGCCCGAGCAACACGCGCUGCCCCCUCCCCCCCCUCGCGCUGCUCCACAAACAUAUAAUAAACGUACUUAGCAGACGUGCGGAUUUAUCAUAUUUAAGCGUUUGUGUUGUGUUGUUGACGUGCGCGCAGCUCGCACAGAGUUGGGAAAUUCAAUUACCAACGGCAACGAGUCGCAGCGCGGCUUAUUAGUUAUAAACCCUUUGUCGCUGCUUUUUUUGCUGUGGCGGCAAUUUAAUUAAGCAAAGUGGAUUAAUUUGCAACUCGUUAGUUAAUUAAGGAUUAGCAGCUAUGCAAUGUGCAUAAAACACAAAAACUAUAAAUACAAUAAAAAACUAAAAAUCAAAAACUGCAGCAAUUAAAUUUAAAUUUCUGGAUACAAAUUGAAAAGCGCGCGCCGUUUGUUCAUAUCGCUGAGUAAACAGUUAUGACUGGCUGAGCGCUGAGUUGAUACUUAAAAACAGCAAAUAUUGUGUAAAUAAAAAAAUGAGCGCCGAAUUGGAUACAAAGCAAAUUUGCAGCGAGCUGCAGUCUGAGGAUUAUCGCCAGCGCUGCCGCACGCUGCUGCAGCUUACCGAGCACUGCGCAGCGGCGCCAGCUAACACAAGCGUUGAGGCCAUUGCCGGCGACUUUGAUGAGCUGUAUUUGCAUUUGCUCAAAUGCUACGGCGAUCGCUUUGAAAAGGUGCGCAGCCAAGCGGUGCAAGCGGUAAGCGCAUUUAUGCAGUCACUGCCGCCGCUGGACUUUCAUUUGCUCAAUGUGGUGUCAACGCUGGCGGAGCGCAUGGGCCAAACCGAAACUGUGGAGCAGAGCGAGGAAAUACGCUUGUUGUACAUACAGCAGUUGCGCCUGAUGCUGCAAAAAUACGCGCAAAUGGGCAAUGCGGGCGUGUUGCGCGAAUGCUACGAGCAGGUGGUGCAGGUGCUAAACAAAUCCAUACGCGAUGCGUAUGCUGCAGUGCAGCGCGAGGGCUGCGCUACGCUGGUGGAGCUUACAACUGUGGCCAGCACGCAUGAGUUUCAGCCAUAUACGGAAACGCUUGCCAUAGCGUUGUACUCCAUGCUGAAUCAUCGACAUGCGCCUGCGCGCAUUGCAGCUGUGCAAGCUUUGGCGCAUUUAUCGCUGCAUAUGAAUGCAAGUGGUGAUAGCUUAAAGCGGUUAAUAGGCGAAGUGUCGCCGCUGCUAAUGGACAACAUGCCGCUGGUGCGACGCGAGUGUGGACAAAUGGGCGUGCUAAUGCUGCUGCAGCUUAAAGAUCGCUACAGCUACUUUGAGCGCAUACUGCCGCUGGUGCUUUGCUGUCUCAAAGAUGAUUCACCCGAGGUGCUUGCCUAUAUACAACCACGCUGGCUGCAGUGCGGCAAGCAGUACUACGAUGAAAACGAAGCGGAGCUUGCACAACAGGAAAUUGCUGAUCUACCUGUGGCCAACUAUCCAGCGGAUGUCGAGCGCCCCAGCAUAGGCUGUCGUGGUUUAGUGCAGCGUUCGCUGCGGCUGCUUGCGCUCAUCACACGUGAAUGCAGCGACUGGAAGGACAAUGUGCGUCUACAUUCGCUUAAGCUGCUGUAUCAGUUUGUGCUGCAUGCUGAGGCUUCAAUGACUGCCAAAUUCUUUGAAGCUUAUCCACAUGUUGCAACUGCUUGCUGCGAUGCUGAGACGUCAGUUGCUGCUGCAGCCACUAAGGUUGCUGAUCUUAUGGGUCGUUUGCUUAGCUAUGAUGCGUGGAUUGAGCAUGGACUGCAUGGACUGGAGCGCAAUGCACGCGAGUCUUAUCUCAAGUGUUUUUACUACAUGUUUGAUGCUGCUCAAGGCGGCAACUAUGAGCAGCUAUUACGUUUGGCCAGUCUGCUCAAGUGCGUGGACUAUGCGCAUACGCUUAAGCCCAGUUUACAGCUUUAUAUACUCAAAAUGUUGCACACACUGCUGCGCAAGUCGACUGAGCUCAAUGCAGCGCUGCAGCAGCUGCAGCAACUAUACGCGCUGCUUUAUGCUACAGCGCUAAAGGUUAUGGGCUUAGCUUACUCGCUGCCGCAUGACAGCGCUGAGCAUUUGAAGCUGGGUGAGCAGCUGCUGGAGCAGCUUGCAGCACUGGAGGCCACUACAGUGGAGCAGCUGCAUGAGCGCUGGCUGCUGCUAGCGCUGCUGGAUGUGCAGAAUUUGGAUGCUGCGCUGGAUGAGCAAGCAGAGCCUGUGCUGCUGCUCAAUGGACUCAUCAACUUGGCUGGCAUACGCGCCAGCUGCUUGCCACAGCUCAUUGCGCAAGUGCAGCUUGUUUUCGCGCACUGCAGCAGCUCAGCGCAGCUGCACAUCUUCAGCACACUGUCCAUAGUGUCGCUCAAAUGGUCGCAUACAGUGCGCGUGGAGCGCGAGCAGCGCACGCAGCUGCUUAGCAACUUUGUGCAGCAGCUAGUGGCACCCUAUUUGGCUUGGAGCGCAGGCGGCGCAGCUGAGGCAAUGCGCUCAGUUGCUAUGGCAACCACUUGCGCCUUAGCGCAAGGCGCUGAGCUGGAAAUGCGUGAGAUUUUGCCUACGCUCGCCAAACAUAUGCCCAGUUUGCUGGAGGAUCACAAUGUGGCUACGCGUCAUUAUGCCAUCAAAGCUAUUUGCUACUUUCAAGGGCUGUCCGUAGCAGAGCUUAAGCCGCUAGCUUAUGCCACUAUGCAGCGCCUGGAUGAUCCUGCCGCUGGCAUACGCAACAUGGCAGCAAUUGCUGUAGCCAAACUGCAGCCUGUUUUCAACUCUGAACUGGAGCCGGAGCCUGCAGCUUAUGAGCGUGAGGUGUGGGAUUCAUUUAUUAAGCGCGCCAUGGACUUGCUGCUGCUGUAUCAUGAAAGUCCUGAAAAGGAUAUGCAAGCUGCUGCACAAAGCUCGCUCAUGGCGUUGGCUAAGCUGCAUCCUGUAGCUUGGGAGGAGCGCUAUGAACGCGCCUUGUCUCAGGCACGUCGCAAAGAAGAUUUGGUUGAACUCUAUGGCAAACUGCAGAUCAAGGAGGAGGAGCAGCAGCAAACAAACAGCGACGACGCAUAAUAUUUCUUUGAAAUUUUUUUUUGUUGCGUGCGCAUUUUCCGGCUUGCAGCAGUCUAAUUGCCUCGAUCUAACGAAUUGUAUUGUAAACAUAAAGCGCAACGAAUUCAAAUUGCAAGCAGCGCAUUAAAGCAUUUAAAAAUCACAACAACAAUU
Messenger RNA from Drosophila busckii, 3408 nucleotides. RefSeq names its product dynein assembly factor 5, axonemal (gene Dnaaf5). NCBI's taxonomy places the organism in Eukaryota, Metazoa, Arthropoda, Insecta, Diptera, Drosophilidae. The transcript is spliced from 3 exons. Bases 715 to 3255 code for a protein of 846 amino acids. Gene Ontology annotation, biological process: outer dynein arm assembly; inner dynein arm assembly; cilium movement. The record is from RefSeq and is a predicted model, not a curated record. Gene Ontology annotation, cellular component: cytoplasm. Gene Ontology annotation, molecular function: dynein intermediate chain binding.